Molecule: messenger RNA, 870 nt
Organism: Drosophila teissieri
Lineage: Eukaryota; Metazoa; Arthropoda; Insecta; Diptera; Drosophilidae
Gene: Atg10
Product: ubiquitin-like-conjugating enzyme ATG10
Exons: 5
Coding region: 259-777 (172 amino acids)
Biological process (GO): protein modification by small protein conjugation; protein lipidation; macroautophagy
Cellular component (GO): intracellular anatomical structure
Molecular function (GO): Atg12 transferase activity
Source: RefSeq, a predicted model, not a curated record
UAUCGUUGAAAUCGAAUAUGUGUAUAAAACCUUAUUAAAGUGAAGCUACGCUUACAAGAUAGGCUGAAUUAGGCUUACAUCGAAAUUUCGUAAGUAAAUGUUUAUAAACAAGGAUCAAAGGGGAAGCCAGAUCUAACUCGAAAUAAGGCCAGUACCAAUACCAAUACAGUUAAACCUAUCGGCAAUCGAUAACGUCGCGGUGCCGUGCGUAAGUGAUGGCCAACUCUAGCUGGAUGUAACCAUUGAGAAUCAAGCGUAAUGGGCGACUUGAGCUGGAAAGAUUUCUUGAGCCAGGCUAAGCAGUUCCUUGAAAUUUCUCAGAAGCUGGGUGAUAAUUGGGUGCUGGAGCAAAAGGACUCGAAUGAACCAAACAUCUAUCUCAAAUGUAGUCAAAAGAUUAAAGGCCAAAGCGGCAAAGAUAACGCGGGGGAGUUGGUUAGUGUGGAGUAUCACGUGGUCUUCAGUGUUUCCUAUCAAGUACCAAUGUUGUUUUUCCAAGCACACAGAUCAGAUGGAAGUCUUCUGGAUGUCGAGGCCACCUGGAAACUGUUCAUGCCCAAAUCGAAGGCCAGCGAUCUCCACCAGAUACUCACACAGAUGGAUCAUCCUGUGCUUUUCAGACCUUACAUGGCACUGCAUCCAUGCCGCACAGCUGAAGUGCUAAAGCAGUUCGGAAAGCCCAGCUGCAACCAGGUUCUUUCCUUCAUCAGCCUGUACGGACCACAUGUGCAGUUGCACCUGCAAAAUGCCUACGGCUUAAGCCAAGAGUAUACGUAACUUGAAUUUAUUGGUGGUUGUUUUAAACACUGGUAAUAGAAGUAUACAUGUGUGGAUUAUAAUGGCUUUUACAGUUUUACAUUUCAUUCCCUA